Messenger RNA from Plasmodium reichenowi, 2454 nucleotides. RefSeq names its product ribosome biogenesis GTPase A, putative. The transcript has a single exon. The coding region runs from base 1 to 2454 and encodes 817 amino acids. Gene Ontology annotation, molecular function: GTPase activity; GTP binding. The record is from RefSeq and is a predicted model, not a curated record. Lineage: Eukaryota; Apicomplexa; Aconoidasida; Haemosporida; Plasmodiidae. Gene Ontology annotation, cellular component: mitochondrion.
AUGCUCCUGAACAUUUUCGUGGUAUUGGUACAUAUUAACCUUCUAUUAUGCGCACAAAUAAAAAAUGUUCCUAAACAAAAAAAUAUACAUUGUUAUGUUUUAGCAUAUGCAAAAAAAAAUAUAUAUCCAUGUAAAACCAAAGUAUUGAAAAAAAAUAAUUAUUUAUCUAUAAAAAAUGGUAAAAGUAAAAAAUAUGGUUGUAAUGAAUUGUUUUGUGAAAAAGAUGAUGAACUAGCUGAAGACAAAGAUAAUAAAAUUCACGAUGAAAAGAAGCAUAAUAAGACAAACGACAAAAUGAAUGAUAACAUAUAUGAAACGUUUGAUGAAUAUUUUAAUAAAAGAGCAGAAGAAAAUUAUACCAAACUCGAAGGAGAAAAAUUAAAAAUUUUAAAAGAAAAUAUGCACACAAACAAAGAUGAAAUACGAAACGUUUUAAAACAAACAUAUAAAAAUGAAUACAAUAAAUUAAUUAAGGAAGAUCAAGAAGAUGAAGAAGUUAGUCAAGCUGUUUAUGAGAAUAUUAAAAUUACUUUUCUUAUGAAAGAAAAUAUUAACAAUUUUUUAUUUACACAAUAUAGUUAUAUGAUUAAUAAAUUGAAAGAAAAAUCAGUGAUUCUCAAAAAUUUAAAAAAAUUUUAUAACCAAAAUGUAAAUCCAGGGGGAGAUUCAGUUCAUCAAAAUGAGGAUGCAACUAAAGCAAAUAAUGUAACCGAUAAAGAUAAUAGAACCCACAUAGAUGAUUCCAAUCAAAAUAAUAAUAUAAAUUAUCAUGAGAACAUACAUAACAACAACUAUAUAAAUAAUCAUGAAGAAACUCUUUUGAAAGAUCAACUAAAUAAUAUAAGGAACCCAUUUUACCAUAACAAAUUUGUUGAUAAAUAUUACCCAAACAAUAAUUCAAAAUACAACGAAGAAAAUAAAUCCAAGGAUCAUAUAAAAAAUAUUAUUGAGAAUGUGAGUUUUUUUAAACCAGAACAAAAUUACGAACAAACAAAAAAUUGUAGAACAUUUAGUGAUCAUAUAUUUGCUAAUGUAAAAAUUAAAGGUGAACAUAUAUUAAAAAAUUUGAGAAAAGGAAAUGAACAAGACAAAAAUAAUAAUAAUAAUAAUAAUAAUAAUAAUAAUAAUAAAUUUACACAAGAUGAUAUUAUCACUAAUGAUAAUGAAGGAGAAGAAAGUACCUCAUUGUUUUUAAAAAAUAAUGUUUGCCCCUUACAAUUAUUAAAAGAUAAUGUUAAAACAUUUUUAAAUUAUAAAAAAGAAAAUAUUAUAAAAAGUAAUAUACAUGAAGAUUUAUUAUAUGGUCGAGUUAAAGUUCACUGGUUUCCUAAAUUUAUGAAAAGAGUUAUAACAAAAAUUCCAGAUUAUAUUAAAGUUAGUGAUAUUAUUAUAGAAGUAAGAAAUGGUAUUAUACCAUUUGUUUUUGAUGAUCUCUUUGCUUUAAAUAUAUUUGAUAUACACACAAAUAAACCUCGUAUUAUUGUAUAUACCAAUUCAGAUAAAUCAUCUAUUAAAGCAAAUGAAGAAUGGGGUAAUUAUUAUCGAAGAAAAUUAUUUUGGUCUGAUAAAAAUUUUAAUAAAAAUAUUAAUAAAAAAUAUAUUAAUCAAAUGAAAAAAAGUGCAGUCAUUUUUCUUGAUGCAAAAAAUGGUAAAAAAGAAAUUAUUGUUUUAAAAAAAUUAAUUAAUAGAUUAUGUCAUUAUAUUAUUGAAAAAAAAAAAAAAAAAGGAAUACAUAAUUAUAAAGUUAAAUGUAUUUUUAUUGGUUUACCAAAUGUUGGGAAAUCUGCACUUAUUAAUAGAAUCCUAGAAAUUAAAAAAGCAAAAUCUUAUGAUAACCCAGGUCUAACAACCAAUAUACAAAUGUAUUCAAAUAAAAAAUAUGAACUUAUAGAUACACCAGGAAUAUUAGCUCAAAAUCUAUAUAAAAUAAGAGAAAAAAAAUUUAAUAAAAAUAAUAUCAUAUUAGAUCAUAUUUAUAAUCAUAAUUCAAAUAAUCAUUCUAUAGAUAAUGUUGUAAAUAUCAAAAAUUAUAAUAACUAUAUGCAUGUAGAAAAUAAUAUCUAUCUUUUAGCUUUAUGUAAUCACAUAUCACCAAAAAUGUAUGAUGUUUAUAAUAUUGCUGAAACAUUAAUGCAAAAUAUAUAUGAUGCAUAUCAAUAUGAUAAUGAUUAUGUAGAUUUACAAAAAAUUAUCAAACGAUAUCAAAUAAAUUUUAACGAAUGUCUAAACUCUCAAGGAAACUUCUCACCAUAUCAUUUUAUACAAAAAUUAGCAAGAGAUAAAUGUCAUAAUGAUAUUAACCAAGCAGCCAUGAGAUUAGUAACUGAUUUCAGAAAAAAUUAUCUAGGAAGAACUACCUUAAAUUAUCCACUCUAUUUUAAUAAAAAAUCUAUAACACUCAAACAAUCCAAAAAUUUCGAAAACCAAAAAUCAGACAAAUAUAUAGGAUGGUAA